UGGGGGGAGAGGAGGGUUGACAGAGUGACAGCUGAGCGGCUCUCAGGCUCCAGACAUGCACCCAGCUCUGCCGGAGCUUCCAGGGGGACCCUCUUGCAGCAGUGGGGACAGCGGUGGCAGCGGAGCUCAGGUUUGCAUAGUGGGGGGUGUUGGGUGCUCUGGUGCUGUGGUGAGGGGAUCCCAUCCCUGGGAGGGAAGCAUUCACCCCCCCCCCCAUACACACACACACCUCCCAACCCAAACCAAGGGGUUGAAGGGAUGGAGUUGGUACCUUAAGGGAUGGCAGUGGGUGCAUGCAGUCACCUCCGGGGUGGGGGCAAAGCUGCAGAGCUACCCCUCCCCUUCCCCACCCCACCAUGCUUCAGUGCUGAGGGGAUGUUGGAGGGGGUGGGGAGCGAUGGGGUGAGGCAUCAGCCCCCCCUGAGGCUGUGGGUGCAGAUGGAUGGUGCCUGGUGCCGGGCAUGUUAUCAAAUGGGGAAACUGAGGCACAGCACGGGGACAACUCACCCAUGGUUGUUCAGCAGCUCUGGGUCACAGCCAUCUCCAUUCCCCAUCCCCCAAGCUUCUAACAGGGACCCCAACCCCACCCCAAUGUAGGGUGCACCCCCUCUCACUGCCUCAGUUUCCCCUCAGCUCCCAACGGCCAUCCCUGCUCCUCUCCCCCUUCUCCUCCUCCUCCAUCAAUGGGGCCCUGUUCUCCACCGUGCCCCCCGCUCGCCGCCAGCCCCCUCCUCCCCGGCCCCUCUCAGCCAUUGCCUUUUCUUCACCCUCACAAUCGGAGGCAUUUAUGCAGCCGGAGGCUCGGGUUACCCCGACUGUGCUGGGCACCCGCUCACUAUCACCGCUGAGCGACCGGGGGACGGUGACACCAGAGCCCCCCAGCUGGGUUACAGCCACCAGGGUCAGUGGCACGGAGCUCCUGAGGGUCCCCUUGCCCCAAAUCCCACUGGGAGAGUGGCUGCGUGGCAACAGGAGGCAAUGGGCAGUGGAAGGGGGGGGGAACUGAGGCUGCAUGAGAGGUCCCAGCAGCUCCUAAAGCUGUAGGUAAAUGGAGAGCUCUCCUUGGGGGGGUCACAGAGGGGGCCCAUAGCAGCUUUGGGUCUGGUGUCCCCAGAGCUGAGUGGGAUGGGGACAGUGCCAGCUGUGACCCAGGAUGUAACACUGCACUGAGUGCCAUGGGCUGCAGAACUGGGUCUUAUCCAGUGGUUCUGAUGGUGCCUGUGUCCCCUAUCCCCCCGCAAUGUCACCCUCCCUCACUCCAAUGCAGAGGAGGGUGACGGUUCGAUGGCACCCACGUCCCCACUCACUGCCCUCACCAGACUGACAAUCAAUUAAAUUCCCUCCUGUUAAUUACCCAGCUCUGCCCCACGCCGUGUCACCCACAGGCACACAGCAGGAACGGCACCAGUGUCUGGAACAGUGGGGGGUGGUGACAGAGGUUACAGCUGGGCUGUGCUGCUGGGAAGGGGGAUGUGUGUGUAUAUGGGGCUUAUUUCUACACCACCACUUUCCCACUGAUUAUCCAAGAUACUGUGAUUAAAUUUUGGACAGGAAGAAGGCAAGUAGCAGCUACAGGGCUGCAAUGGGGGUUUUCUGUCUGUAUAUCCCCAUGUCCUCAUCCCCACAUCCCCAUCUCCAUGGCCCUACAGCUGUCCUGCAGCCAGGAGCCCAGCUUGCACCCAGUUUAUACCCAGUUUGUACCCAGUAGCUCCAAUGCAGAGCUGUGCAGGCUCUGGGAGCAGCUCGAGGAGGGCGUGGGGGCUGCUUUUCCCAGCAUAUUUGGAAUUCUUCAGCAGGAGAAGGACUCACUUCCCCCAUCUCCCAGGCACACCCCUGGUCUCACACUGCUGGCUGCUGGUGCCAGCCCAACCCCAGCAUCCUGGACCCUCACCCUUCACUUCAGGGGUCCCCCCAGAGCCCCCAGCCUCAAUGAGGCACCCCAUGAGCACUGGCAAUGGGUUUGGGGAGCACAGAAGGGAGGAAGCCGGGUGCUGCCCCAUCCCACCUCUCCCCCAUCCGCAGGUGCUGUGGGCGCCUGCCUGCACCAGGGGAGACAAUGUGGCCCCCCCUCGUCCUGCUGCUCCUGCUCACAGCAGAGAGGAUGGCUCACGGCACCUUCCCCGAGGAGCCCAGCCCCAUCGCCGUGGCAAACGAGGACUAUGUGAAGCACUACGCUGUGUUUGUGGGCCAUGGCAGCAGCCGACCAGGCAGCCCUGAGGGUGGUGGCACUGAGCGCCUCAACAUCCAGCGCAUCCUCAAGGUCAACAGGACCCUCUUCGUUGGAGACAGGGACAACGUCUACCGUGUGAGCCUGGAGCCCACUGCUGGCAGUGAGAUGCGCUAUCACCGGAAGCUGACUUGGAGAUCAAACCAGCACGACAUCAGCAUCUGCCGGAUGAAGGGGAAACACGAGGCAGAGUGCCGAAACUUCAUCAAGGUGAUGCUGGUACGGAACCAGAACCUGCUCUUCGUCUGUGGCACCAACGCCUUCAACCCCAUCUGUGCCAACUACAGUAUGGACACACUGGAGCCCGUUGGGGACAAUAUCAGCGGCAUGGCACGGUGUCCCUAUGACCCCAAGCACGCCAACGUGGCACUAUUCACAGGGGGGAUGCUCUUCACAGCCACAGUGACAGAUUUCCUGGCCAUUGAUGCCGUCAUCUACCGCAGCCUGGGGGACAGCCCGACCCUGCGCACUGUUAAACACGACUCCAAGUGGUUCAAAGAGCCCUACUUUGUGCAUGCUGUGGAGUGGAAGAGCCACGUCUACUUCUUCUUCCGUGAGAUCGCCAUGGAGUUCAACUACCUGGAGAAGGUGGUUGUAUCCCGAGUGGCUCGGGUGUGCAAGAAUGACAUGGGGGGAUCACAGCGUGUGCUGGAGAAGCAGUGGACGUCCUUCCUCAAGGCUCGGCUCAACUGCUCCGUUCCUGGGGAUUCACACUUCUACUUCAAUGUCAUCCAUGCUGUGACGGAUAUCCUGGAGCUCAACGGGCGCCCUGUGGUUCUCGCUGUCUUCUCCACACCCACCAACAGCAUCCCCGGCUCGGCCGUGUGUGCCUUUGACAUGAACCAAGUGGCUGCUGUCUUCGAGGGGCGCUUCAGGGAGCAGAAAUCACCUGAGUCCAUCUGGACAGCCGUACCUGAAGACAUGGUGCCAAAGCCCAGACCCGGGUGCUGUGCGGCCCCGGGGAUGCGCUACAACUCCUCCAGCACCUUCCCCGAUGAGAUCCUCACCUUUGUGAAGACGCACCCGUUGAUGGAUGAAGCGGUGCCAUCCCUGGGCAAUGCGCCCUGGAUUAUCCGCACGAUGAGUCGGUACCAGCUCCGCAAGAUUGUGGUAGACAAUGCAGCAGGACCAUGGGGCAACCACACUGUGGUCUUCCUGGGCUCCAGCACAGGCACCAUCCUCAAGUUCCUCAUUCAUCCCAAUGCCACCAGCAGCCCCGCGCCUGCACCCCCCGGCAGCCAGAGCAUCUUCCUGGAGGAGUUUGAGACCUACCAGCCUGGGAGAUGUGGUCGGGACACAGAGGAUGAGCGGAGACUCCUGGGCCUGGAGCUGGACAAGGCAGCUGGAUCCCUGCUGCUGGCUUUCCCCCCCUGUGUGGCCAGGGUGCCCGUUGCUCGCUGCCAGCAGCACUCGGGCUGCAUGAAGAGCUGCCUUGGGAGCCGGGAUCCAUACUGUGGCUGGACACCUGAGGGCUCCUGUGUAUUCCUGGAGCCCAGCCCCAGCAGGACAGCUUUCGAGCAGGACAUCUCUGGUGGCAGCACAUCGCAUUUGGGCGAGUGCGAGGGGCUGGUGACGGAGAGCUUCGUGGACGAGCCGGAUGGGCUGGUGUCGGUGAACCUGCUGGUCAUCUCCUCGGUGGCCGCCUUCGUCAUCGGCGCUGUUAUCUCCGGCUUCAGCGUGUGUUGGUUCAUUGGCCACCGGGACCGCAAGGAGCUGGCAAGGCGCAAAGACAAGGAGACCAUCCUGGCACACAGCGAGUCGGUGGUGAGCGUCAGCCGGUUGGGCGAGCGGCGAGCGCGUGGUGGGCAGCCCGGCGCUCUGCUGGCCCCACUAAUGCCCAACGGGUGGCCCAAGGAGCUUGGCAAGGCGAGCCAACACGACCUGGACUCGGGCGUCCUGCCUACGCCGGAGCAAACCCCGCUGCAGCAGAAGCGCUGCCCUGGUGCCCUCCAGAACUGCACCUGGGAGCAGAGCCACAACAUCAUCAACGCCGCGCUGCGGGACCCUGGUGCCAGCGGCACGCGGCUGCACGCCGGUGCUGGCCGCUCUGCCCGCGGCAUGCCCCUCUCCUGCCACGCCAUCCUGGUGGAUCAGGAGCUGGAGGCUGAACUCAGUGACUCCUCAGGUGACGGGCACUGGGGACGGGACCACCACGAGGGUCCCCGCACAAGGCAGCACCCCCCUGCUGGUGCCCGCCGUCCACCCCGCAGCUCCUAUGGCGACUUUGGGGGCACCCCACGCCCCAGCCCUGACCGCCGGCGCGUGGUUUCAGCCCCUGGUGGGGAAGGGGGGGACUUUGUGGAGGGGCCACCGUGGCACCCUGAGCAGCUGAACUUCAACGCCAACAACGGCACCCAACGCCCCGGUGCCCACCUCAAGAGGAACCACACAUUUAACAGUGGUGAAGCUCCGGCAGGUGGCUAUGGGCAGCAUGGCACGGCCCCACGGGCACCCGGUGCGGGGCCCCCCCGUGCACUCACGGACCUGCACCACCUCCUGCGCUAUGGCAUGGAGCGGACUCCCUCAGGCAAAUAGGAGCUCACUGCCUGGCUCGGCACCCACAGGUGCUGCCACCGUGGACGCUUUACCCUGCUGUGCCGUGGCACGGUGCUCCAGCUCUGUGGGGAUUGGGAUGGGGCUGAGAUGCUGCAUGGGGGAUUGGCAGCCCCUGGGUUCCCAUGGGAAGGGUUUGAGGUUUUCCCCUCCUGCUCCUGGAGCUGCACAGGUCCCUGCUGUCCCCGGCUGGCACGGGGCAGUGCCCCAGGAUCCGGCUGCUUUGCACAGGCUCUGAGUGUCUGUCUGGUCUCUUCCCCAGGCUGGACCCAGGGACUGCUGCGCCCUGGGCGGGACUCCCUGGGAGGCAGCAGGAUGGGCACACAGACAUGGGCACAGCUGGCAUAGAGCAAAGCAGUGCCCUCUGCCCAGAGCCCCUCAGCCCCACUGGCUGUGCCUGGGCACCUUUAGGUGUGUGGGUGCUGCCAGCACCCUUGGAACACCCAGCCAGGACAGCACCCAGCAAAGGAUGCCAUCAGGGUGCAUUAUCUGCCAAGGACUGGGCAAAAUCUCCACUACCCCCAACCAGUGCCAGCGGGGAGCUGUCAUCUAUCCCCCAACACCUCUGCUCCCACCAAGAUCCCAGCACUCCACUCCCUUCUCCUUAAAAGCACAGCUGGGCACUGGGGUGCAGGGGGCCGGGGUCCCACCAAACCCACUCUCUGCUGGCAAAAGGUGCCCUCUAAGUGCCACCCCUGCCCCAAUUGCAGGCGGCACGAGGGGCAGUAGGGCUCUGCAGGACCGCAGGGCUGCGUGGAGGGAUGUGGGCGCUGCAGGUGCUCAGCACCCUGGCUGCAGGGUGGAGGGCAAUUGGUCCCAUGCUGUAAAUAGGGUGCCGGGGCACCGCGGGCACCCCAUCGCCCCGGGGCCGUUCAUGCAUGCGACAGCGGUAACGUCUCUGUAUAACCCCGGAGCCCCGCAAUAAACUUCUGUUUACAAGAGGUGAUUCCUCCCCA
Messenger RNA from Coturnix japonica (Japanese quail), 5736 nucleotides. The record is from RefSeq and is a predicted model, not a curated record. Lineage: Eukaryota; Metazoa; Chordata; Aves; Galliformes; Phasianidae.